Zingiber officinale is the source of this 6167-nucleotide messenger RNA. RefSeq names its product protein CHROMATIN REMODELING 5-like. The record is from RefSeq and is a predicted model, not a curated record. Gene Ontology annotation, cellular component: nucleus; chromatin. NCBI's taxonomy places the organism in Eukaryota, Viridiplantae, Streptophyta, Magnoliopsida, Zingiberales, Zingiberaceae. Gene Ontology annotation, molecular function: ATP-dependent chromatin remodeler activity; ATP hydrolysis activity; histone binding. Bases 544 to 5709 code for a protein of 1721 amino acids. Gene Ontology annotation, biological process: nucleosome organization; regulation of transcription by RNA polymerase II. The transcript is spliced from 31 exons.
UAGCAAAUCUCAAUCUCUAAUCCUCAAAUUUUGUUGCCCUCUUUUGUUUGUCUCUCUUUCUCUCUCUCUUGUGUGUGACCGCGAGCGAGGCCAAACCUCUCCCACCGCCGCCUCAAAUCGGGCGAUAUAUCGCCGAAACCUGCUACCGAUUCCCCUCUCCUCCGCCCUCCCUACCCAUUUCCCUCUCAUCCCCUUUCCACGACGAACAAACUCGACUACGAUUUUCUUUUUUGUUUUGUUUUAAAAAAACCGAAUAAUUGGGGUUGGAUACAAAAAAUCUGCCGCUCCCUCUCGGCCGUCUCCUCCCUCCACCGGCCAACCCAGCGUCGGCCCGCGGCCCUUCCUCGCUCCCGGUGCCGCCGGCCUUCCUCUAUAAAUAACCCUCUUCCACCGACCAGCCUCGAUCUCGUCUUCUCGGGUUCGUAGGUGCGUCUCCUGGGCGGCAAACCUGUCUGCUCCUCCGUUUCGCUUUUGAUUUCGGAUGCUGGCCCGCGCGCGAGUUGCAGUGACAGGGUGCAGGGAAGGAACUAUAUGUUAUGGUAAAUGGCAUUCUUCGGCAAUUAUAAUAACACAAUAACUUCUCUACACGACCUGAACUCGAAGGAGGAGGAGGAGGAGGGUGCUACUACUGGUGACUAUAAUUCCUUUGAGAACAGGAAUUUGGAUAUCAAUAACAAGUUCGUGGACACUGACUUGAACACAGAUGAUCCUAACUGUGUUGAGGACUUUGAUGAUGCUCAUAUAGCGCAAAGUGAAAACUCUGAAGGAAAUGCUAGUGUGAAGCUUGGCAAAACAGCAGCUCCUCAUGGUGCAUGGGGUUCAAAAUUUUGGAAGGACUGUCAACCGAUGUCUGAUUCUGAGUAUGAUCGUAACAACAUAGGUAAUGAAGAAUCUGGACGAAACUCAUCUGAAGACUCGCAUGAACAGAGACACAGGAGACUCUCUCAAAGAGGAAAUGUUGAUAUUCCAGCAGAUGAAAUGCUUUCUGAUGAUUACUAUGAGCAGGAUGGCGAAGAACAAAGUGAUUCUGUACAUGGCAGUGGACAGAACCACACUAACAUUUCAGGUUCCAGGUUUCCAUUAAAACCUGUUUCUGUUAACAAAAAAACUGCAAAGAAAUCCAGAGUGAUAAAGGAUGAGGAGUAUGAAGAUGAUGAAGAUUACGAUGAAGAUGAUGAAGACGAAGACGAAGAUGAUGAUCCAGAUGAUGCUGAUUUUGAACCAGAGUCCAGUGAAAUAGGGAAGGGAAAAAGCAAGGAAAAAACAUCAGAAAGCGAUGAAUUUGAUGAUGACAACGAAGAAGAUAUUGAUCUCUCGGAUGAAGAUGACAUUGAAUUGUUCAGAACUCAACGAAGAGGAAUGCCACGUAAGGUUGGAAAAACCUCAAAACAUAAAGAAGCAAAGUCUUCUAUAAAUACACGCAGAAAGAGAGCGAGAACCUUAUCAGAUGAUGAAUUUUCAUCUGGAAAAGACUCAGAACAAGACAGCGAUCAAGCCUUCAAUCAGAAAACAAGUAAAUCCUCUCAUUUACACAAGAGAGCUAGAGGCCUCUCUGAUUUGGCUGCCAAUUCCAACUACAAUAGCAGCGAGCUCCGUACAUCUGGCAGAUUGGUAAAGAAGGUCUCUUAUGCUGAAAGUGAAGAAAGUGAUGAUGUUGGUGAGGAAAGAUUGAACAAGACCCAAAAGGAGGACUUAGAGGAGGAAGAUGGUGAUACAAUUGAAAAGGUGCUAUGGCACCAACCUAAAGGUACAGUUGAAGAUGCUAUAAGGAACAACAGAUCAACCCUACCUGUUGUUGCCAGCACUAGUUCAGAUAUGGAAACUGAUUGGGAUGCUGUUGAAUUUUAUAUAAAGUGGAAAGGACAGUCAUAUCUUCAUUGUGAGUGGAAGUCAUUUGCUGAUCUCCAGAAUCUUAGUGGAUUCAAGAAGGUGCUAAAUUACAUAAAAAGGAUAUCUGAAGAAAGAAGGCAUAAGAAGGUCUUGUCACGUGAGGAGAUUGAAGUUCAUGAUGUUAGUAAAGAAAUGGAAUUGGAUCUUCUCAAGCAGUACAGCCAGGUAGAAAGGAUAUUUGCUGAUAGGCUUAGUAAGAUAGAUGGGGAUGAUAUGAUACCAGAGUAUUUGGUGAAAUGGCAAGGACUUUCGUAUGCUGAAGCAACUUGGGAAAAGGAUACUGAUAUUGCAUUUGCUCAAGAAGCAAUUGAUGAAUAUAAGGCCCGUGAAGUUGCUGCAAAUAUACAAGGAAAACUAGUAGAUUUCCAGCGAAAAAAGAGCAAAGCUAGUCUUCGGAAACUUGAUGAGCAACCUGAAUGGCUGAAGGGCGGCAAACUCCGUGAUUAUCAGCUUGAAGGAUUGAAUUUUCUGGUUAAUAGUUGGAGAAAUGAUACAAAUGUCAUUUUAGCUGAUGAAAUGGGCCUUGGAAAAACCGUUCAGUCGGUUUCUAUGCUAGGAUUUCUAUAUAAUGCUCAGGAUAUCCGUGGGCCUUUUAUUGUUGUUGUUCCUCUCUCAACAUUAUCGAACUGGGCACGAGAGUUCAGAAAAUGGCUUCCAGAAAUGAAUGUUGUUGUGUAUGUUGGAAACCGUGCUAGCAGAGAGAUCUGCCAACAACAUGAGUUUUUUACAAACAAAACAAGUGGUAGACAUAUCAAGUUGGAUGCACUGCUAACUACUUAUGAAGUGAUAUUAAAGGAUAAAGCAGUAUUAUCUAAAAUAAGAUGGAAUUACCUUAUGGUUGAUGAGGCUCACAGGUUAAAAAAUAGUGAAGCUUCACUAUACACAAAUCUCUCGGAAUUCAACACCAAAAACAAGCUCCUUAUAACUGGCACACCACUGCAGAACAGCGUGGAGGAGUUAUGGGCUCUUCUGCACUUUCUUGAUCCUGAAAAAUUUAGUAGCAAAGAUGAUUUUGUUGAGAAGUACAAGAAUCUAAGCUCUUUUAAUGAAAUUCAGCUUGCCAAUCUCCAUAAAGAAUUGAGGCCCCAUAUUCUUCGAAGAAUCAUAAAAGAUGUGGAGAAGUCUUUACCACCAAAAAUUGAGCGAAUCCUUAGGGUGGAAAUGUCUCCUCUUCAGAAGCAGUACUAUAAAUGGAUUCUGGAACGUAACUUUCACAAUCUGAACAAAGGGGUUAGGGGUAAUCAGGUUUCUCUAUUAAAUAUUGUAGUUGAAUUGAAGAAAUGCUGCAAUCACCCUUUCUUAUUUGAGAGUGCCGAUCAUGGGUAUGGCGGAGAUAUGGGAACUAGUGAUAUUAAUAAAGUUGAACGCAUUGCCAUGAGCAGUGGGAAGCUAGUGAUUCUUGACAAAUUGCUGGCUAGAUUGAAAGAGACAAAUCACCGUGUUUUAAUAUUCUCACAGAUGGUUAAAAUGUUGGACAUACUGGCAGAGUAUUUAUCUCUUCGGGGAUUCCAAUUCCAAAGGCUUGAUGGAAGUACAAGGGCUGAUCUUCGUCAUCAAGCCAUGGACCACUUCAAUGCUCCUGGAAGUGAGGAUUUUUGCUUUCUCUUGUCCACGCGUGCCGGUGGUCUAGGAAUCAAUCUUGCUACUGCAGACACUGUCAUUAUAUUUGACUCUGACUGGAACCCACAAAAUGAUUUGCAGGCAAUGAGUAGAGCACAUAGAAUAGGACAACAGGAAGUAGUAAAUAUUUAUCGAUUUGUUACCAGUCGAAGUGUUGAAGAGGACAUUUUGGAACGUGCCAAAAAGAAAAUGGUUUUGGAUCACCUGGUAAUUCAGAAGUUGAAUGCUGAGGGUAGGCUUGAGAAGAAAGAAACAAAGAAAGGAAGUUCUAUGUUUGAUAAGCAUGAACUUUCUGCAAUUUUGAGGUUCGGAGCUGAAGAGUUGUUCAAAGACGAGAAAGAUGAUGAAGAGAGCAAGAAGCAACUUGAAACCAUGGAUAUUGAUGAAAUUUUAGAGCGAGCUGAAAAGGUUGAAUCCAAGGCGGCUGAUGGAGAGUCUGGGAAUGAGUUACUGAGCGCCUUCAAGGUUGCCAGUUUCUGCAGUGCUGAAGAUGAUGUAACCUUUUGGAGUCGUUUGAUUCAACCAGAGCCUCUAGAUAAAAAUGAUGAAGCAUUGGCACCUCGAGCUGCUAGGAACACCAAGAGCUAUGCUGAACAUGAACAACCUAGAAAAAGUGCAAAGAAUAGAAAGAGUGGGAUUGAUACUCGAGAAAGAACACACAAGCGCUCCAACAAAGCUGCAGAUAUGUUUUCUCAUUCCCUACCAAUGAUUGAAGGGGCAGCAGCUCAAGUAAGGGAUUGGUCCUUUGGUAGUUUACCAAAGAAGGAUGCUUCCCAUUUUGUCCGAGCGGUAAAAAGGUUUGGUAAUCCUCGACAAAUUGAUCUCAUUGUUGCUGAUGUUGGUGGUACAGUUGAAGCUGCUCAUCCAGAGGCUCAGAUUGAGCUAUUUGAUUUACUGAUUGAUGGUUGUAGAGAAGCAGUAGCUGGAGGAAAUAUGGAUGCUAAGAGUACUCUCUUAGAUUUUUUUGGAGUACCUGUAAAGGCGCAUGAAUUGUUAAAUCGUGUUGAAGAGCUUCAGCUUCUGUCAAAGCGCAUUGGACGAUAUAAAGAUCCUGUUUCUCAAUUUCGCCUGGUAACUCAGCAUAAAAGUCCACAAUGGUCCAAAAGCUGUGGUUGGAAUUCUGUUGAUGAUGCAAGAUUGCUCCUAGGGAUAUACUAUCAUGGAUAUGGUAAUUGGGAAAAGAUAAGGUUAGAUCAGAGGCUUUGUCUCACAAAGAAAAUUGCUCCAGUUACUCUUGGAGAACGUGAAACAUUUUUACCCCGUGCUCCAAACUUAGACAAUCGUGCUAGUGCACUUUUGCAGAAGGAAUUUGCUACAGUUAAUGCUAAGUCAAAAGUUAAAGGUUCUCGCAAAAUUGCAAGUGGGCCUAGUGCUCGAAUAAAAGAUGUUAAUGCAAAAGCUAGCCUGUCUAAGACAAAUACUAGAGAAAAAGUCCAAGUUCAAAAGCACCACAAAGUCGAACCUCAGGCUAAGGAGGAAGGUGAAAUAUCAGAUUCUGAGCAGGAAAGGUACCAACAGCUAAAGGAGGAAAAAUGGAUGGAAUGGUGUGCUGAUGUCAUGGAGGAGGAGGAGCAAACUUUAAAACGUCUACAGAGGUUACAGACGACCAGUAUAGAUCUUCCCAAGGAGAAGGUUCUCUUGAGAAUUAGAAAAUAUCUCCAAUUAAUUGGAAGGAAGAUUGACAAGAUUGUUCAGCAACAUGAAGUAACAUACAAGCAGGCCCGAAUGACAAUGAGAUUAUGGAAUUACGUGUCCAACUUUUCCAAUUUGACUGGAGAGAGGUUGAAUGAGAUCUAUUCGAAGUUAAAAGAGGAGCCAAAUGAUGGUGUUGGACCAUCCUACCUUAACAGUAGUUAUGCAGCUGUCAACAGUAAUCAGUUCCCUCUUAAUAACGAUCAACAUAGAAGGAAGAAAUCAUCCCAAUUCCAAUCCCAACAUUCAGAAGCCUUUCACCAGAAUCAAACUGCUGGAAAGUCAGAAGCAUGGAAACGCCGAAAAAGACCUGAAAUGGAUAAUCAGUUUCUACUUCAGCCCCCGUCGCAUCCAUCCAUGAUAAGCAAUGGUAUCCGGCUAGGUGAGCCAAUGAGUUCUGCAGGAAUUCUAGGUAAAGGACCAUCAGAAAUGAGGAGAUAUCCAAAUGAUAGAUCUACUAGGGCACAUCCUGGCCGUUUCCCUCCAGGUCAAGGUCACAUGUCAUAGCUCGAUUCCUUUUAUGGAGGUCCUAAAGUGCUAGCAUCAGGUGGAACACCAUGUUGCUAUUUACUAGCAUAUUUUUUUUCCUCGAGGGAAUAAAAGGUUGCCCAUUCCAUUGGAGAUUGGAGAUGUUGCGAAGUAUCUGGUAGUGACCUAAAGGGGCUGCUCGGUGUGCCUGAUUCAUGACCGCAUCUUAUCGUCGAGUAUAAAUCUUUCAUUCUGUGGUUUCAGAGCUAUCGCAAAGGCCAAGAAGCUUCUGCAAGAAUUUUGAUGCAUUUUGGUAAUUCGUAAAUAGGUAGUUUUUUCUUCUUUUUCUUUUGGUCAAGGAAAGGUGCUGAGGGAAGUUCUCAAAUCAACAAACGGGUCUAUACAUGUACUAACAUCUUUUUCAUUGAAAUGUACUGGAUGUUUCCAAUUAUUUAACAUUUAGUCGAUACAUAUGGCGAUUGCCAGAGUUAUGUCAA